Messenger RNA from Ahaetulla prasina, 2483 nucleotides. It is a transcript of the gene DMRT2, whose product is annotated as doublesex and mab-3 related transcription factor 2. The coding region runs from base 280 to 2088 and encodes 602 amino acids. Lineage: Eukaryota; Metazoa; Chordata; Lepidosauria; Squamata; Colubridae. The record is from RefSeq and is a predicted model, not a curated record. Gene Ontology annotation, cellular component: nucleus. Gene Ontology annotation, molecular function: RNA polymerase II cis-regulatory region sequence-specific DNA binding; DNA-binding transcription factor activity, RNA polymerase II-specific. The transcript is spliced from 5 exons. Gene Ontology annotation, biological process: regulation of transcription by RNA polymerase II; sex differentiation.
GGGACGUCCAGAGUCUAGAAACGGGCAGGCGUUGUGGUUGCUGCCGCUGGCGAGCUUUGCUUUCCUCCACGCCCUGAGCUCCUGCGUCUGCGGGGUUGGGCUGCUUCCGUGGGUCCCCUCGAGAGGAAUCGCCCCGAUCCCUGCCUCAGAGGUGGCUGGAGACAGGGCGAAGCUUUGGGCAGGCUGAAGCCACUUCGCCUCUAGCGGUCUCUCGGGGCGCCUCUAGCGGUCUCUCGGGGCGCUCCGCCUUCACCAGGUCCGGCAACCGGGCGGGACCGAAUGCCAUUAUUGCGCGCCUCUGCAGCCCCCUCGGACGCUUGGUUGUGGAAGCGAGCUGGAGGAGAAGGCGGGAGCCGCGGGGCGGGAGCCAUGGCUGAGGGGCAGCAGGUGGGCCCCGCCGACGCCGACGCCUGGGAAAUCGACGUGGAGAGCCUGGAAGAGCCCGAGCAGCUCGAGCGGCCGCCGCAUGCGCCACCAGCGCCGCCUUCGCUACAGGACGACGAGGAAGACGACAACCAGGGUGACGAUGACGACGACGAGGAGGAGGAGGGAGAAGAAGACGAAGACGUAGUCGAAGCCGGGGCAACGGGCGACCUUCUCCGCUUGCCUGGGUUGCCUCAGCCGCAGCUUGUCUCGCCGUCGCCGGCGGCGGAGGAGGGUGGCGUAAGCGGCGGGGAGCAGCCGGUCCGCAAGCUUAGCCGCACGCCCAAGUGCGCGCGUUGCCGCAACCACGGCGUGGUGUCCUGCCUGAAAGGCCACAAGCGCUUCUGCCGCUGGCGGGACUGCCAGUGUGCCAACUGCCUGCUGGUGGUGGAGCGGCAGCGCGUCAUGGCCGCCCAGGUGGCGCUUCGCAGGCAGCAGGCCACCGAGGAUAAGAAGGGACAUACAGGGAAACAGGCUAAUUUUGAGCGCAGAACAGUGUACCAGAGACAUGUUCGGACGCCUAGUUUGCUGGCUAAAAGCAUUUUAGAAGUACUCCUUGGAUUUUAUCUUUACCUCUGUGUACGUAGAGAGAAUAGAAAUGCACCAGUUGUAGGUUAUCGUCCCAUUCCAGCAGAACCUUACCUUGGAGGGAAUUCGUCCUUGCCACCUCCUGUUAGUGACAGAAUGAGAAAAAGACGGGCUUUUGCUGACAAAGAACUUGAGAACAUAAUGCUUGAACGGGAAUAUAAGGAACGAGAAAUGAUGGAAGCCACCCAGGCUGCUGCCUUCUUCCUGCCAAACCGCAUGGUACAUGGGCCCGAGUACAAUUCUUAUAAAAGUUUUAACUCUCAUCAACUUGAAGCUUCCAGUAAGGAGUUGUGUGGUUUUCUGCCUACCUGCUUAGAUCUGACUAUGCAGUAUUCAGGCUCAGGGAACAUGGAACUGAUCUCAUCAAAUUUGAGUGUGGCCACCACCUACAGGCAAUAUCCUUUACCCUCCAGAUUCUUGGUGUGGCCAAAAUGUGGCCCUCUCAAUGAUGCCCUUCUCUAUCAGCAAUGCCUUCUAAAUGCUACCACAGUCCAGUCUCUCAAACCUGGAGUAGUUUGGGACAAUAAAGCUUCACAUGGCCAGGACUUUCCCAUCUCUGAACAUGACAUCACAUUGUCAAAAAAUGAGAACACGUUGCACCAUCCUCAUGUUCGGGAACUUGAGACACGGCAAAACGAACUCCAAAACAUCUCUCGGGAGGCUCAUGAGAGGUCAGCGUUUUCAUCUCCCAAGAGGACCUUUUCACAGAUACCUGGCAAGGAUCCUACAGUUCAUCAGGACCCGCCUCUCAACCAGAUCAACAAAGAAAGCAACAAGCAGCAUCUGCUACUGCCACCCUCAUCCAAAUAUAGCCCAUUCCAUUCAUUAUUCCAGCAGACGCUUCAUAGCAAAUCAGGAUCAGAGUUAAAAACCAGUUUUGAUGAGGCAUCCAAGAAAUAUAGAGAGUGCACCUUCAGAGAAAACCAAAAGUACAAAUUCAGCAUUGACAGAUAUGCAAAAGACUUUCUGGAGACUAAACAAGUUGUAACAAAAUUAUCAGCAAAUGAACCGUUACCAUUUUCUGUUGAAUCAAUUCUUAAGCGACCAUCUUCAAUGGUCACCAAUGUUUCUCAGUAGGCUGACAAUGUGAUCUUCCAAACAAAUCUAUUGGCAUUUAGAAUUGAACUUAACCAUAUGUGCCAAGAAGUAAGCCCCUUUGAAUUCAUUAGAGAGUUCUUUUGCUAGCCACUUCGUCCACCAUACACUUGAAAGAUGUUCUUCAGAUUUUGUUGAAAUUGAUUUCCAACAAACAGGUUUUGAACUACAACACAGCAUUAAUAUCAGUUGUUUUCAGACUGGCUGAGUUGCCCUUUCUGGGGAAUUGACUAUUCUAAAAUGCAAUUAUUGAUAUGCUAUCUGACAAACGCAUAGCCACUGCCUUUUGCCACCAUGAUUUUGGAAAAUAGAAUUUCAGAUGUAAAGGGGGUUAUUAAAAUGUACAUAGUAUGCAUGUUUUUAUAUGAAAAUAAAAU